Molecule: messenger RNA, 4318 nt
Organism: Bufo gargarizans (Asiatic toad)
Lineage: Eukaryota; Metazoa; Chordata; Amphibia; Anura; Bufonidae
Gene: ERO1A
Product: endoplasmic reticulum oxidoreductase 1 alpha
Exons: 16
Coding region: 57-1481 (474 amino acids)
Biological process (GO): protein folding in endoplasmic reticulum
Cellular component (GO): endoplasmic reticulum membrane; endoplasmic reticulum
Molecular function (GO): protein-disulfide reductase activity; FAD binding; thiol oxidase activity
Source: RefSeq, a predicted model, not a curated record
GAGCCGGCCUUCCCUGCCCAGGGCCUCUUCCGGGUUCUGGUGGAGCCUUCAGAGUGAUGCUGCUGCAGGGAGUCAAGGUGGACAUGAGAUCCGUCAUCCUCCUCGUCGUCCUGGGCUGCCUGCUGCCAUGGGAGGCCCAGCCGCACAGACCGGGCUCUGCUGCCCACAGCUGCUUCUGCCAGGUUGCCGGCUACCUGGACGAUUGCACGUGCGAUGUGGAGACCAUAGACCAGUUCAAUAACCAGAAGCUGUUUCCCAAAUUGCAAAAACUACUGGAAACCGACUAUUUCCGAUACUACAAGGCGAAUCUGAAGAAGCCGUGUCCGUUCUGGAAGGAUAACAGCCAUUGUGGGAUCAGAGACUGCGCGGUGCAACCUUGUCCUACGGAUGCGGUUCCACCCGGCAUAAAAUCUCCAGGAUUUAAGUAUACAGAAACUGCUAACAUGGGCAAUGGAGAACUGGAGUGUGAGAAGGAGAAGAGACUGGGGGCCGUGGAUGAAUCCUUGAGUGAAGCGGCCCAGGAGGCGUUCUUUCAGUGGAAUCAACACGACGACUCCGCAGAUGAUAACUUCUGUGAGCACGAUGAUGAGGAGUCGCCUGAUGCGGAAUAUGUCGACUUGCUGAUUAAUCCUGAACGUUACACCGGUUACAAGGGAGCCGACGCCUGGAAGAUCUGGAACAGUAUCUACGAGGAAAACUGUUUCAAGCCCAAAGCAGUGAAACGGCCCUUGAAUCCUCUGGCGUCUGGACGAGGUGAAAAUGACGAGGUCCUGUUCUACAGCUGGUUGGAAGGCCUGUGUGUGGAGAAGAGGGCUUUCUACAGACUCAUCUCAGGACUUCAUGCCAGCAUCAAUAUUCAUCUCAGUGCAAGAUAUCUGCUGCAAGACACGUGGAUGAAUAAAAUCUGGGGCCACAAUAUCACAGAAUUCCAGACCCGCUUUGAUGCCGUUCACACCCAGAACGAAGGCCCGAGGCGACUGAAGAACUUGUACUUUAUUUAUCUCAUUGAGCUUCGAGCCAUUUCCAAGGUGCUGCCCUUCUUCGAGCGCCAGUCUUAUCUGCUGUACACAGGAAACAAAACGCUAGACCUGCAAACCAAGGAACUCCUGCUCGACAUUCUCCGCGAAGCCAAGGAUUUUCCUCUGCACUUCGAUGAAAACUCCCUUUUUGCUGGGGAUAAAAAACAAGCCGACAGAUUGAAGGAGGAAUUCCGGCAGCACUUCCGUAACAUCUCUAGGAUAAUGGACUGCGUCGGCUGCUUUAAGUGUCGGCUUUGGGGGAAGCUGCAGACUGAGGGGUUGGGCACAGCGCUGAAAAUCCUUUUCUCAGAAAAGCAAAUCCAGAGAAUGCCGGAGAUCGGCCCUUCGUACGGAUUCCACUUAAAGCGUCAGGAAAUUGUGGCUCUUCUCAAUGCUUUCGGAAGAAUUUCUACAAGUAUAAAAGAAUUGGAAAACUUCAAAAGACUUCUGCAGAACGUGUGAUGAGAAGGAAGGGGAAUCUGGGAGGACAGACGUUUGCACUAUCGAGGCCCCGACAUGUUUGACAAUAACUCUUGGUCAAAGUCUGAGAAUCUUACAUUCUCACUGUGAAAACUGGUCCUUGAAGGACCUUCCUGUGUAUAUUGUAAAAAAAAAAAACGCUUCCGAUUUUCUAUUUAGUGUGACUUUUAGCUGCACUUCCACUGAAUCUCCUGAUAAAGCGCUGAUUGCCUUUUUCACGUUAGGAUAGGUUUUUCUAUCCUAAAAAGUUGCGCCCAAUAUACCUCAUCCCUUUCUGUCCACUAUCCAGUCUUUAAAGGAGUUGUCCGAGCUAUGUAAAAACUAGGGCAACCCCUGUAAAUGGCCUAAAAUGACAAAUGAUCGGAUACUCGCCUGUUUCUUCGAGCGCUGUGCGCCGGUCCUCCCGCUUCUGAUGUCAUCCCCUUGGCUGCAGCAGUGACGUUCCGUGCACAAGUCACCACUGCAGACAAUUGCUGGAUCCAGCCGUGCAUGGACUGAGGCCAGUGAUUGGCUGCAGCAGUGACAUUCCGUGCACAAGUCACCACUGCAGACAAUUGCUGGAUCCAGUCGUGCAUGGGCUGAGGCCAGUGAUUGGCUGCAGCAGUGACAUUCCGUGCACAAGUCACCACUGCAGACAAUUGCUGGAUCCAGCCGUGCAUGGGCUGAGGCCAGUGAUUGGCUGCAGCAGUGACUUGUGCACUGAAUGUCGCUGCUGCAGCCAAGAGGAUGACAUUCGCAGCGGUGAGGACCACAGCACAAAGAGAUGCAGAGGAGGAAACAGACGAGUAUCCAUUCUUUUAUUUUAGGCAGUUUGGGUUACCUUAGUCUUUAUAUAAUCCGGACUAAUCCUUUGUCUUGUCUGCACCCUAUAUAUCCUGUAGUUUCCAACCCUGAUAUUAUUGAUCGUACAUUAACCAACAUUGGUUACAAAUGCUACUGCUUAGGUAUAAAAUUAACCCCAGAGCGCUGGCCUAUAGCAAACGACAUGGUUCGUGCAGCCUACUGGUAUGACGCAGAGCAGCCCUAUUGAAUGUUUGGUUUUUUGCUUUGUUACAAAGACAUAACUUGAUUUUUUAUUUUCUGUACAUUUGUUCUCCCUGUGGAGGUUUUGGGGAGAGAUUGAAGGUGUUGUACAUACUACUGGUACUCAGGGACCACUAACCGUUCACAUUCUUAUUGUACUCCAGUUUCUGUGCAGUUAAAACAAAAAAAAAAAUUGCAUGAUUUUUGCAAUGUUUUACUUGGAAUUAGAUCGGUGUGUGGUAAUGCCUCCAUCUAGUGGUAAACCUGUGAUACUGCAUUCCUGCUGUUCUCGCGUGCAGUGCCAUGGAUUCACCACCAGAUGGCAGGGGCACUUCAGAACAAAGUUCACAAAUGCUUAAUUACCUAUUAGUGUCUGCAUGUAACUUUCUUUUUCCUUUUUUUAUUUUUAACUUUUUUUUUUCUUGUCCAUUCCAAUGUCCUCCUUCAGAGCUGUGUCUUAAGAUCUCUGAACGUAGUAUUUGUAGUUCGUGCCAUUUGAUUGCUGUCGGACUUGAAUUUUUUGCAGCUAAUACAGAAUGCCUCUUAAGAAUGAGAACAGGGAAGCUUUGUCUAACAUACAAAGCAGAUCACAUGCAGUCAUUUUGUACUCUUUUCACUAUAGAUGUAGCAGAGCCGAGUUUGCCCUGAUUUGCAUAGGGCUGCAGCUAAACUGUUGCAUUCUCUAGAGACCUUCAGGGCCGUGAACCUAAAAAGCAGCCCCCAGAGACCUUUUCAACCCUGCUACAUUUUGUAGAUUUCAGAGCUGAUUCUAUAUAGGAAGCUUGUGUCCCACUUUCAAGCAGCUGUCAUUCCCAUAGCUUCAGGCUGAGAUCAUCAUAUUUGACCACCAUGCUUUAUACCGCGGGUGGAAUUUAUUAAAGGAUCCACGUCAGUUUUCUGCCACAGAAAAAUUCCAAAAAUGUGUGACUUCUCCCAUUUUGUGCAAUGCUUACUACUUUACCUGGGCCACCAGAUUGACAUUUGCUAGUUUUAUGAUGCAAGCUGCUUUCUAUCCUGCGUAGAUUUCAGAUUCUGGUGCAUGGGCCUGCUGAGGUGCACCAAAAUGAUUUAGCGGCGUGCAUCUUUUGAUAAAUUCCUCCUUUGUAAUUCAUAACUGUAUGAUCCCAAACCAGCCUUUUUCCCUAUACCAGUGGUCUCCAGCUGUUUUAAAACUACAACUCCCAGCAGUUAACUAUUGAUUUAGAUCUGAGUGGAGUAGAGCAUUAAUGAGCAGUUUCCUUUAAAGGGUCCUUACCUUGACACAUUGCAUGGCUUCCUAAAAACAUGGAUUUUAGACUAGGCAUCCUCAAACUGCGGCCCUCCAGCUGUUGCAAAACUACAACUCCCAGCAUGCCUGAACAGCCUACGGGUAUCUGCCUACAGCAGGGCAUUGUGGGAGUUGUAGUUUUACAACAGCUGGAGGGCCGCAGUUUGAGGAUGCCCGUUUUAGACCCUCAUACCGGAACAGUUCCCUUCUUGAACGCGGUCUCAUGCCCUCAGAAUAUUAUAAGAACCCACGGCCGAAGGACUGUCUAUUCUAAUUAUACAGCCAUAUACGACAGUCCAGGCUCCAUGAUGCCUCAGCGUGGCGCAGAGCAUCUGCUAUCCCAGGUACCGCAACCACCUCAUGUCACCGCGUUCUGUCUCUAGAUUGCAAGCUCCUGUAAUCAGAACAGUCGGCACCAUUUUGUACUUGUAUGUUAUGUUUGUGUAUUUAUUAACCCCUUCCUCUCCAGCUGUACAGAACUUUUUGCGAUGUUGGCACAUUGUAAUAAAUUUUAUGUCUGUAACAUUAA